AUGAGUGAUGCAGAUGCUCUUGUUGCUGCUGCUACUGCCAUAUUUAUGUCCGCGCUUGUAGACCAACAUGUGCAUUGUUCAACAAGUUUCAGAAAAGCCAUUCCUCCAAGUGAGCGCUUUGCAGUAACCAUGCGCUUUUUAGCAAGUGGAGAUUCAUAUUCGUCCUUGAGCUACCUGCUGAAGAUGUCGAAACAAACAAUUUCCUCCAUCAUACCAGAUGUUUGUGCUGCACUCAUCUCUGUACUUCAAGAUGAAGUAAAAAAACCAGAAAAUGCAUCUGAUUGGAACAUCAUUGCGAAACAAUUUCAUGACCUAUGGCAAUACCCGAAAUGCAUCGGAGCGAUCGACGGCAAGCGUAUAACUCUACAAGCCCCAUUUCACUCUGGAUCUGAAUUUUUUAACUACAAGUCUUUCCACAGUAUCGUUUUACUCGCUAUAGUGGACGCCUCUUACAAUUUCAUCUAUGCAAACGUUGGUUGUCAGGGAAGAAUUUCUGAUGGUGGAGUGUUUAAUAAUACAUCUUUCAAAGAACAACUUGAUACUAACGCUUUACAACUUCCUCCACCAUGUCCUUUACCAGGACGACAAUUACCAAUGCAGUAUUGUCUUGUGGGAGAUGAAGCGUUUCAAUUAACUGUAAAUUUAAUGAAGCCAUUUUCUGGUACAUACGCAAGAGGAUAUAAGGAAAGAAUAUUCAACUACAGACUAAGUCGAGCCCGCAGAGUUUCCGAAAACGCUUUGGGUAUUCUUUCAUCUAGUUUUCGUGUGUUAAGGAAGCCGAUGUUAUUAGAACCAGAUACAGCAACUAAAGUGACUUUGGCUACAGUUUACUUGCAUAAUUAUUUAAGGAAAACAUCAUCACGAUCUAUCUAUUCUCCAAAUGAAAUGUUUGACAAAGAAUGCCCAGACAAUGGAGAAGUAGAUCCAGGUUUGUGGAGACGAGAUUUAUCAUCAUCUCAGCUUUCUAGCGGUCGAGCAGUCUCUAGAAGAAGUAAUACCGAAGCACAGAAUGAAAGACAUGAAUUUGCAGCAUAUUUUUGUUCGCCACAGGGUGAACUGCAUUACCAAUACAACAAAUAAAUUCGACAUCUGAUUUUCAUUAGUACAUUGUAAACAUUUAAAUUUUGUUUACCUUGGGAAACUAUUGUAAAUUAUUGUACUUUAAUGAAUAAAUAAAAACAUUAUUACUUA
Messenger RNA from Diorhabda sublineata, 1191 nucleotides. RefSeq lists its product as uncharacterized. Lineage: Eukaryota; Metazoa; Arthropoda; Insecta; Coleoptera; Chrysomelidae. The record is from RefSeq and is a predicted model, not a curated record. The transcript is spliced from 3 exons. The coding region runs from base 1 to 1080 and encodes 359 amino acids.